Molecule: messenger RNA, 6124 nt
Organism: Sitophilus oryzae (rice weevil)
Lineage: Eukaryota; Metazoa; Arthropoda; Insecta; Coleoptera; Curculionidae
Exons: 32
Coding region: 204-5477 (1757 amino acids)
Molecular function (GO): protein binding
Source: RefSeq, a predicted model, not a curated record
UUGUGUUCGAGGAUCGACAAUUUUCAUGAGUGAAAUCGUAGUUCUAGCUCAGAGGAAACGCACAAUAAUGCUUUAGGUAGGAUAGGAAAAACAGCCCUGGCUAAAAUAUCGUUUACCAUGAACCAUAAUCAACAAGAACAAUACCUACAUUGUACUAUAGGACCAGAUGGAAUGCUGGGCUAAUAUAUCCAUUUUAAUAAGAAAUGGUGUUAACCACCGAGUGGGCCCAAGUUGAAGUUAUAGAGCUCAUAAACGACGGCUCCGGAUUGGCUUUUGGAAUUAUUGGCGGCCGUAGUACCGGAGUCGUGGUCAAAACUAUUCUUCCGGGAGGCGUAGCUGACAGGGACGGAAGACUACAAAGCGGAGAUCACAUUCUCCAAAUCGGCGAGGUAAAUCUCAGAGGUUUGGGAUCAGAACAAGUAGCCUCAGUUUUACGCCAGUGCGGUGUCCACGUACGAAUGGUAGUGGCCAGGCCUGUGGAAUCGGGUACUCUAGGCAUUCAGACGCUGAGCAGGAACGCUCCCAUUGUCCCUACGAACGUUGUGGGUGACCCGGUUGAACUGGACAAGCAUCUGACGGAAAAUGGGUUUGCUGGCACGUGCGGACCCUUACCAGCCGCCUUCGGUGCCCCCCUCAUUUACGGACAGUCCAACAAUAUCUCUGAUAUCGUCGACGUUGUCCGUGAUCCCUUGCCCAUCGGCAAUGUUCCUGUUGUCCCAGAAAUCUGCCCCCCUCCACCGCUAUUGCCACAAGCCAGCAGCCAGCAGAACGGCGAAAAGGAUUCCGAGUCCCCUGAAACAGAGAUAUUCAUCAUCGAGCUGAAAAAGGACGACCUAGGACUGGGAAUUACAGUGGCAGGUUACGUUUGCGAGAAAGAAGAAAUAUCAGGAAUCUUCGUGAAAAGUAUCAGCAAAGGCAGUGCAGCAGAUGCCAAGAAGUCUAUCAAAGUAAACGACAGAAUUAUAGAGGUAAACGAUCAAUCGGUGAUAGGUUACACCAAUCACCAAGCUGUCGAGUUGCUCAAAAGCACCGGAGUCAUGGUGAAAAUAAAGUUUGAACGCUACCUUCGAGGUCCCAAGUAUGAACAACUACAGCAAGCGAUCAAAGCUAACGAGUUAAGACCUCCUUCACCUCCAUCACCAACAGUGUCAUCGCUACCCAAAGUUCCUCUAAGUUUAGUGCAUAUGAGUUACCUGGGUAUCGAACCAGAAGGCGAGUCACGUACAAGUAUCGACUUUGAUUCCACCAUCCUUUUUGACUCAAACAGUCCCGUGGAUGAAGAAAAGGAAAUUGUUAUAGAUGGAAGGAAAUCUUUGCAGUUUAGUAUCGACAGCCAUGAGUCCAUACACGAGAAGUGGAAUGACAAAAUUGACAAAGAUGCUCAAAUUGUGAUUGCUCAAAUGACUAAACCACAGAACAGCGGUCUGGGAAUCAGUCUAGAAGGAACAGUUGACGUUGAAGAUGGUAUAGAAGUCAGACCUCACCAUUAUAUCAGAAAUAUUUUACCAGAUGGUCCAGUCGGAAGCAGUGGAAUUCUUCAAUCAGGAGAUGAACUACUUGAGGUGAAUGGAAUCCAACUACUAGGACUGAACCAUCUAGAAGUGGUAGCCAUUUUAAAGCAACUCCCUACAUUUGUCAGUUUAGUUUGCGCAAGGUACCCUGUUCCUAUUAGAAUAAUCGACACGUCACAACAUCCAGAUGCUUUUCAAGCCAGGAAAAUACUGGCAGGUAGUUUGCAGACCUUGAUCCAAGCAGGUGACCAAAAUCGCUUGGUUAAAGCAAAAUCUGAAACAUCUAUAGCCUCGAGUUUAGGCAGCGAAGCUUGCACAACUAGUAAAUCAAGAUCACUCGAGUUUAUAGCAGGUCUACCCAUGUGGAGUGAGGAUGUUACUGUGGUAGAAUUAAACAAAGGUGAUCAUGGAUUAGGAUUUUCAAUUUUAGAUUAUCAGGAUCCGCUCAGUCCUCUAGAAACUGUGAUAGUGAUCCGUUCGCUAGUACCAGGUGGCGUGGCACAGUCCGACGGUCGUUUGAUACCUGGCGACCGUCUAUUGGCCGUCAAUGACGUCAACGUGGAACGCGCCACCCUCGAUGCAGCCGUCCAAGUACUGAAGGGUGCGCCUAAGGGCGUGGUCAAGAUAGCGGUGGCCAAGCCCCUGAAUGGAGGGGAUGCUGUUUCCGAUGCCAGUCAGGACACCGAAGACGAUCACACCUGCCUGGAAGACUUCCAAGAAUGCAUCGAAGAGUUUCAAGAAGACCUCAUUACAGUUCCCAUCUUCAUCGAAGACGACCUCUCUUUCAACCAUUCCCCUUCAACCUCCCAGGUAGAAGACUUAGGCCAAAAACGCCCUUUCCACCUUAACCACAACCACGUCUCCAACUUAGACCUCCUAGAAAACAAUUACCUUAACAUCAGAGACAGCAUAGGCGACAGCGACAUUGAUAUCAGUUUCAAAAGUACCAACGAUAAUUGUCUUGAUCACAGCGGAACUAACGGCGACUGUAAUAACAUUCAGUUGAUUUUGAAGAGCCAGAAUCAACCGGUGUUGGAGAAAAUGGAGAGUUUGACUCAAAGCGAGAAGCCAUCGCUGAGCGAUAAGGAUGAUUAUGAGACUUGUAUGGAUGAGUCAUUGUCUGAGGAGAAUAUUAAGGAAAAAAGUAAGGAGGUUGAUGAUGAAAAUGAAGAUUGUGGGAGUAAGGAGUCUAACGAUGUCACUCCUACUAACUCUAAGUUUAAUUUAAUUAACUCAAAUGUAAAUGAGGCGAGUUUUGUUCAGGAAAUCGCAUCCAAACCUCCAGGAUGUUCUUCUACCCCUUGCUUACCAACUGAUUUUUUCCCUAAUAACUCCGAAUUAUCCAACAUUGACGAACUAAAGUCUUAUGAUAACCACACCAUAGACAGUAUUUGUGAAAGUGAUGAGUUCUUCUUAGUGCAAUACCCAACGGACUCUACCUCUUCGCAUAAGGAGGUGUGCAAAAGCGUGAGUGAACCCAACGUUUUAGACAACACAGAAAUCCCGGUGCCGGUGAAGUUAACCUACAAAUUGCGCGAGUACUAUAACGAUUACGAGAAUUGCCUGGACGCGUACAAGGAUGUGGCCGUGUUCGAGAAAAUCGAGACGGAAAUGAGUGAUUCUGAGAUUUUCAACGAGAUUUUUCUGCCGUUCAAGAGCGGCUCGGCUCCCGACGUGGUGGAUCGGUCGUUCGUGACGAUGACGUACGACCCGGGGCCCGACGGGGGCCGAAGAAAGUCGGAAUUUAUUGCGGGGUAUCCAAAAAAUGACAGUGAUAUGGCAGUAAUAAAACAGCUAGACUCAGACCAAGGAAGCAUGAAGGGAUACCAGAACGACGUCAUCCAUAAACACUGGGGUUCCAGUCACGUGGUUAAAGUAUAUCGGGAGCCGGACAAAAGUUUAGGAAUCAGCAUAGUUGGUGGAAAGGUAGAUGUCCAACCUCCCGAUAAACAACCAGAAGCCUUAUUGGGGAUUUUUGUUAAAAACGUCACACCAGGCAGUCCCGCCGGCAAGACUGGACAGUUUAAGACUGGCGAUAGGAUAUUGGAAGUGAGUGGUAUCGAUUUGAGAGAAGCGGCCCACGACAAGGCCGUCGAAGCCAUAAGGAGCGCUCCCAAUCCGGUCGUGUUCCUCGUUCAGUCUCUAAUUCCCUGGGUAAGCACUGAAAACGAAAACAAUUUACCAAACAACGAAAACGAUUGUCAAUCGCCAUCUCCGGUAUCCAACAAGGAAAAAAUCGCAUCAAACAAGAACUAUUUGGAAAAUCACGAUGACAACGAAAAUGUGAGAGUUAGUGAAACAAAGGAAACAGAACAUAUUAGCAGUGCAAAUAAAGAUGUAAUUUUGAUAGAAAUUACAAAUGAGCCCUCGAAAAGUCCAGUUAUCGUAGACGAAUCUGCCAGUGACGAUGAAGAAUUUGACACCAUCGAGCUGGAAGGGAGGACGGUGUCAUCCAAGGGCCAGCAGAUUGACAGGGCUAGUGCGGCUAACGUCAGGAGAAGCAAAGAAGAGAUUGAUGCAGAUAAAGAUGAAGAAGAUGACUUUGGAUAUACGCCAAAUAAAGUGAAAAAGAAGUACGGCAACCUAGGCCACAACAUCCUCAUGGUACAGUUGGAACGGAGUUCGGCAGGCCUGGGCCUGAGCCUGGCGGGUCACAGGGACCGCAGCUGCAUGGCCGUGUUCGUUUGCGGCCUCAAUCCGAAUGGAGCGGCCUACAAGACCGGAUCCAUACAGAUCGGAGACGAGAUCCUCGAAGUUAACGGUGUGGUGCUGCACGGGAGGUGUCAUCUCAACGCUUCGGCGAUCAUUAAGAGUCUGUCGGGGCCCGUGUUUAAAGUGAUUAUACUCAGGCGAAAAGCUGCCAUCGAUGACAUUGCUGUCAAACCGAUCACACAAUUUCCAGUAUCUCUGGCGGAGGAGGCAUCGGAAGAACAUUUUAGUGCCAGCUAUCCGAAUGUACGAACCGUGGCCAUCAAAAAGCAGACCGGUCAGAGCUUGGGUAUUAUGAUAAUAGAAGGCAAACAUGCCGAAGUUGGACAGGGUAUUUUUAUUUCCGACAUUCAAGACGGGAGCUCAGCACAAAAGGCUGGCCUUGAAAUUGGAGAAAUGAUUCUGGCGGUGAAUAAAGACACUCUAGUUGGAUCGAACUAUGAUACGGCGGCCAACCUGCUGAAAAGGACGGAGGGUUUGGUGACGUUGGUGGUGUCCAACCCCAGCAAGAAGGACCCGUCCCGAUCUCACACCCCCACGGCCACCCCGUCAGCUUCCAACAGCGUUUCCGAUGGCAAGCUGCAGGGGAAACCCACCCUCAAGACGUCCGCCACACCCUCCAGACCUACCACACCCGUACCUGAACCCCCAGCUGAUCCAGCUACAUGUAGCAUAGUUCCUGGUAAAGAAGUAACCAUAGAAAUUAAUACAAACAAUGAAACACUUGGUCUUACUUUCGUUGGUGGAAAAGAUACUGUCAUAAGCGAUGGUAUUAUUCUUCUGGAGAUCUAUCCAAAAGGGACAGCCGACAAAGAUGGACGGUUACAGCCAGGUGAUCAAAUUUUAGACGUAAACGGGGUAUCACUGAGAGACUGUUCGAAUACGACAGCUUCUCUAGCAUUAAGACAAGCACUGCCAAAGAUGAAAAUCACCGUAUUUCGACCAACAAGCGUAGAAUACACUCCAAUCGAAGUCGAUCUCUUGAAAAAGCCCGGCAAAGGCUUAGGAUUAAGCGUGGUCGGUAGGAAUUCGGGUCAAGGAGUUUAUAUCGCCGAUAUUAUAACCGGCGGAGCAGCUGAUGCCGACGGCAAACUUGCCAGAGGAGACAUCGUAGUCUCCGUCAAUGGACAGAACGUAGAAAGCAUCAGCAGCGAGGAAGCAGGGGCCAUUUUAAAGACUGUGAGUACGGGUAGAGUGAUUCUCAAACUGAACAGAUACAAACCGAGUUGGAACAAACCUUCGACAUCGGCAUCGUAAGGAAACGAGAACUAUGUCCUGUGCGAGCACCAGUUACGGUUUUUUUGUUUUAUCGACUGAUCUAAUCUGUUAAAGACCGUCUUUUAAAAAUGGUAAACGUGAAAUGUUAUGUGUUUUGUAAAUAGCCAGAGCACGCGAGAAUGCGACGUCACGUGAACAGUGAAAUGUAAAAUAUCCUUUCCGUUGCUGUGCAAGAUGUCUCAAUUUUAUGUGUUUUAUGCGUGUUUAGUUUAUAAAGGGAGCUAGAAAGUAAAGAUUUUCUCAAUAAUUCGUUUACAAUAACUUUUUAAAUGUCCGAGAUACGAGGAAUAUUUGAAAACAACAAUGUAUCAGAACAAAUGUAUCAAAAAGGGUAACGAACUAUUCCCAAAACCCUAUAACUUAAGCGAGAAACCCCAUGAAAGACAUGAAAAUGGGACACCCUGUACAAUGUUAGCAUUUUAUUUUGUCGCUCUUUUAACAAACUAGGUAUAUUUUUUUUUAUUUUUUGGGGCUAGAACAUUUAUUAAAAAAUAAAUUGCAUGUUUUUAGUCCAAUUAUAAUAGGUACAUACUGAUUACCAAAAAUUAUCAAAGUAUACUGUCAAAUGAAACAUUUAUUGAUAUAAAUUUUAUAUGGUUUUCUCCUGUAUGUUAGAACCUCGCAAU